UGACUGCUCGACGUCAUACACACUUGCCUUUUUUGUACGCCAUCUCGGAGGAGUAUAAGUACUGGCAGCUAUCGUUCCUACCAGCCAACCCACAACCAACUUUACUAUUUAUCAACGCUUUAUCAACUCAAUCAACUACUCUCAUCAUAAUUAUGUCUUCCCAAGAGCCCAGCAAAGUAUCCGGUCAAUUCCACUCUGUCAAGGGUACCGCCGUCGAGACAAUCGGCGACGUGACCGGUAUGCAAUCUUGGACGCAGUCGGGUAAAGAAGAACACGCCAAGGGGGAGGGCGAGUACAACGCUGCCCAGGCGAAGGGAUACGUGGAGGGUGUCUCUGACAGGGCUACCGGCUACAAAGAUUCAGUCGUUGGCGCUGUGACUGGCGAUAAAUCCCAGCAAGCCACUGGGAACGUCAAGAACGAGAAGGGCCAGACACAGCAAGAGAUCAACAAGCCCACUACAUGAGUUCUAAGCCUGUCUCCUUAUAUUUCCCUUCCUCAUCGACUUUGGAGUGGAUAUGCAAUAGAACCCUUUUACAUGUAUUAGUGCCUAUCAAUUUUUUGAUACUUCAGAACAAUGAAUGUUGUCCAUUGUACCAAUUUCAGUCGUUGUAUUCACAGGCACCCCCAGAAUCUCAAAAAUUCACAGCGACAUCGAAUAUAGGCGUUCACGUCAGCUAGUAUACUUCUGUCAGCC
Messenger RNA from Suillus discolor, 695 nucleotides. RefSeq lists its product as uncharacterized. The record is from RefSeq and is a predicted model, not a curated record. Bases 153 to 464 code for a protein of 103 amino acids. NCBI's taxonomy places the organism in Eukaryota, Fungi, Basidiomycota, Agaricomycetes, Boletales, Suillaceae. The transcript is spliced from 4 exons.